UAAAAAAAGAAAAAAAUUAUAAAUACAAAUAAUCAUCUGCGUCAUCGCCCUCCCCAAUUUCUCUGUGAAGGUGAAGAACAUGGAGUUCUUGGACGAGGACGCUAGACCCAGAUUUCUCUUCCAAUCACGACCGCAACCCUCUUCUUCAUCCCAAGAAAAAGCUCCACAAAAACCCUCGAAAACCCUGAUUUUCAUUUCCCUCUCAAUCUCUUCCCUUCUUCUCUCUGUUUCCCUCUUCUCCCUUCAGACUGAGCCCUUCAAAUCCCUUCUCUUUUGGCUUUCUCUCUCCCUCCUUCUUGGCCCUUUUUCUCCUCCUUCGCUCACCGGCGGUGACGUUCGUGUUGGUCAUGGACCGAUCAUCCCUGAUCCCAUCGAUCAAGAACCCCAACCCGAGCCUGAAUCUAAGAAAAAAUCAUCCCACAAGCGGUCAAAGCCCGAUAAAAUUGACGAAUUGAGUGGAAAUCGUGGUUCUUUAGUGGAAAAUGCAAACGGGUUUUCUAAUUUAGAGGUGAAAAGUAAAAAUUCAAAUGGGUUAUCGAGUUUAGGAUCGAAAAAAGAGCAUCUUGUGGGUGCUUUUGAUGGGGAGGAAAAGGAGUGGAGUGCGGCAGAUUUGGAGAUUUUGAAGAAACAAAUGGUGAAGAAUCCGGUGGGUAAGCCGGGAAGAUGGGAGGUUAUAGCUUCAGCCUUUAAGGGGAAACAUAAAAUGGAGAAUGUGAUAAAGAAAGCAAAGGAAUUGGGAGAGAAGAAAGUGGACGAUGGUGAUUCGUAUGCGCAGUUUUUGAAGAACAGGAAGCCAUUGGAUGCGAGAAGUAAUGUGAUCAUGGAGAAUCAAGAAAGUAGUGGUGGUGACAAUGAUGCUGGAGUAAUGGGGUGGAGUUCAGGGGAAGACAUUGCCUUGCUCAAUGCUUUGAAAGCUUUUCCUAAGGAUGUAGCAACGAGGUGGGAGAAGAUUGCUGCUGCUGUACCUGCGAAAUCAAAGGCAGCUUGUAUGAAAAGAGUUGCUGAGUUGAAAAGGAAUUAUAGGAGCUCAAAAGCUAAUAAUGAAGGGAAUUAAAGGUUUCGAGCUUUUCGGAAAUUUUAUGAUUUGAACGCAGCAUUAAGGAGGUAACUGAUGUUUCCCCAAUUGUAUUCCUGUUUGAGACGAUUCAUGUUUACUUCUUGUAUUUGACAUGGAUUUAAGUUAAUUGAUAGAUAGGCUUAACCUUUAGCAAUGGGAAUCAUGGGCGUUACUCUUUUUAGUUCUGUUGACAUGGUGUUUUAGUAAUAAAUUAUGGGUUUAUAAGCAAAGAUUGGACCCUGGCUUUAUGAACAAAGCCACCAACAAACUUGUUAUGGAUGGAUUUAUUGGCUGUUAGAGAAGUUUACAAGUCUUCUGGGUGUAGUCUUUUAGAUCUUUUGAUUGUGUUGUGAUUUGCCAGUUAAUCAUUCGAAUGUUCAGUGUAGAAUUUUGCUUAUACUCUUUUCUAAGCCAGGGAUGACAAAUUUACUUGCAUGUACAAAGCGAACUUUAGCACCAAAUCUCAACUUUUUCUUUCUCUAUCAGCUCAAUUCUAGCAACCUUGUUAUGCAAAUCAGCAAAUGGAAAGUGGAAAUUUCUUAUGUUCUCAGCAGCAUUUUGACUAUCACGUGCUUCCCUUAAACAAAAAAUAUGCCUAGUAAAACUCUUUUGUCUGUCUUAAGGGCUUGUUUAGGUUGCAAAGAUAAU
This is a messenger RNA of Durio zibethinus, 1705 nucleotides long. Its product is annotated as transcription factor MAMYB-like. Gene Ontology annotation, biological process: regulation of translational fidelity; 'de novo' cotranslational protein folding. Gene Ontology annotation, cellular component: cytosol. Gene Ontology annotation, molecular function: ribosome binding; Hsp70 protein binding. NCBI's taxonomy places the organism in Eukaryota, Viridiplantae, Streptophyta, Magnoliopsida, Malvales, Malvaceae. The record is from RefSeq and is a predicted model, not a curated record.